AUGUCGCUCACUCACGCCAUUCCAGAACAAGACAGAUCCUUCCGAGCCUGGAACGUAGACGGUCGCAAUACACACCUCAUCCCAAACGUCUACCGUAUCGACGAGCACCGUCUUCGUGGAUCAGAAUGGCCCGCAACACGAUGUCUACAAGGUCUCUCUUCAAAUCGUAUGAGUGARUUAGUUGAAAAGAAACUCCACAAUCCAAGUAGUACCACAACAUGCGAACAUUGUACGUCCUCUUCCAUUUCCCCCGAAAGAACAGAAACUUACAAUCUAGGCCUCCUUCCCAGCUCCGAUCCCCUGUGUACAAUCUCCUGCUACCACGACUUCACGGCCUCACACUUCUCCCAUCCCUUGAUCGAACUCCGCGGUCCCGGACCCCUAGGCUACGGGGCUUUCGUACGCCGUGGAAUCACCAUCAAGAAAGAUCAAUGGGUGGGAGAAUAUAUCGGAGAACUCCGCCCGAUCAAACGGGUGAACCGGGAUCUCAAAAUCUACGGGAAGCAGAGCAUGUAUCGUUUUGACAUUCCGGUGGAGGGGAAGGAGGAUGUUGUGGUGGUUGAUAGUGAGCAAAAGGGAAAUUGGAGUCGGUUUGUGAAUUCGAGUUGUGGGGCGAAUUUGAUUGUUUGGGCGACUUUCGUUGGGAAGAGACAUGUUUUGCUAUUGAGGGCUAAGAAGGAUAUCAAGGAAGGAGAGGAGUUAACAUUCUCGUAUGGGAAGGCGUAUUUUGAUGCGGCGGGCAUAUCUUGUCGGUGUGGAGCGAGGGAGGGAAUGCAUAUGCCGGGCUCGUGGAGGAAGUGA
Ramularia collo-cygni is the source of this 801-nucleotide messenger RNA. RefSeq lists its product as uncharacterized. Bases 1 to 801 code for a protein of 266 amino acids. The transcript is spliced from 2 exons. NCBI's taxonomy places the organism in Eukaryota, Fungi, Ascomycota, Dothideomycetes, Mycosphaerellales, Mycosphaerellaceae. Gene Ontology annotation, molecular function: protein binding. The record is from RefSeq and is a predicted model, not a curated record.